Messenger RNA from Aspergillus saccharolyticus JOP 1030-1, 1363 nucleotides. Its product is annotated as aryl-alcohol dehydrogenase. The record is from RefSeq and is a predicted model, not a curated record. The transcript has a single exon. NCBI's taxonomy places the organism in Eukaryota, Fungi, Ascomycota, Eurotiomycetes, Eurotiales, Aspergillaceae. The coding region runs from base 149 to 1363 and encodes 404 amino acids.
CAGUCAGUCUCUCUUCCUCUCUUUCUCCUCUCUCAAACGCAGCUCAGCCCUAAGUUCAACCCUCUUUCUCCUUGACCCAUAAGCCACCACAACCACCACACAUACACAUACACACACCCUCACAUACCCGUCAAAGAACCCCAGAAAAAUGGACAGCUUUGCCCCCGCCCCACCGCCACCCACCCCCCUCGGCCGCUACCGCACCCUCUCCUCCACGGCGGGCAUCCGCGUCUCCCCCUUCCAGCUGGGGGCCAUGUCCAUCGGCAGCGCCUGGUCCGGCGGACUGGGGGCGAUGGAUCAAGCGGCCGCGUUCGCGCUGCUGGACGCGUAUGUCGCCGCGGGGGGCAACUUCAUCGACACGGCCAACAACUACCAGAACGAGGAGUCAGAGCGGUGGAUUGGGGAGUGGAUGGCGGCGCGCGGGGGGAUUCGGGAUCAUUUGGUGUUGGCGACGAAGUAUACGGGGUUGUAUAAGCCUCGUAGCUGUAGUGGGAGCAUGGCAGCAACUGAUGAGAGAAGCACGACCACCACCACCACCCCUCCUUACCCCCUCCCCCUCGUCAACUUCUCCGGCAAUCACCGCCGCAGUCUCCACCUCAGCCUGCACGAUUCCCUCACCAAGCUGCGCACGAGCUACAUCGACAUCCUCUACGUGCACUGGUGGGACAGCACCUGCUCGAUCGAGGAGAUCAUGGACAGCCUGCACACCGUCAUUCAGCAAGGCAAGGUUAUGUACCUGGGGAUCUGCAACGCGCCGGCCUGGGUGGUUAGCGCGGCGAACACCUACGCGCGCCUGCAGGGCAAGACCCCGUUCAGCAUCUACCAGGGCCGGUGGAACGUGCUGCACCGGGAUCUCGAGCGGGAGGUGCUCCCGAUGGCGCGGCGGUUCGGGAUGGCGGUGGCGCCGUGGGAUGUGCUCGGUGGGGGCAAGUUCCAGACCGCUGAAGCCAUGGCGGCGCGGCGCAAGCGGGGGGAGUCGCUGCGGACGAUGAUGGGGGGCGAUGGGGGCCAGACGGAGGAAGAAGUGCGGAUGAGCGAGGCGUUGAGUCAAGUGGCCAAGGAGCAUGGGAUGACCUCCGUUACCGCGGUGGCGUUGGCGUAUGUUCUCGCCAAAGCGCCGAACGUGUUUCCCGUCGUGGGCGGCCGGAAGGUCGAGCACCUGAUGGAGAAUCUCCAGGGGUUGGAGCUGCGGUUGACGGAGGCGCAGAUCCGGUUCUUGGAGGGUGUGAGGCCCCUGGAGCUCGGGUUUCCGCAGAAUAUGCUCGGGGAGGAGCCCGGGGUGUCGGGCAGGGAGGGUCGGGCAUUGGCGAAUGCUGGGGUGGUGGAUUUUGUUAAGAAUGAGAGGCCGAUUGGGUAUGCUUGA